CUAUUUUAAAAGCCAUCAUGUGAUCAGCCUGGAGUAAUUGCCUGCUUACCGCAUUCUGCAGUGGCACCCAUCCCUAUAGUUUAAUGCAUUUAUUUUGCGUGAGCUGCAUUACAUGAGGUGGAGGACAGCAGCUAGGAUGCUUACUUAUAAGGAACGUGUGGAGAAGCCGUGUCGUCACGCCGAUUGGGAUUGAAUAAAGGAUCCGACUGUUGUGGUUUCUUCCCGGUCCGAAACGGGGGAGCGGGGGGUCGCUGCUGAGGCAGACCAUUCGAACUUGGUAAUCACUUUGCUUGGGAGCUGGGAAGAAGCUGGACAUGGAUUUCGCCCUGUCAGAAAAUGAGGAAGAGGAGGACGAGGAGGACGUGGACCUUCAGUACAUGAUCGAACAGAGUCUGCUGGAGUGCGGACAACCUGGCGAUUUUGAGGAAUGCGCACCUGUGGAGGAGCGCAGGGUCCCCGAAACCAGCCCAGAAAACAAGAAGGUUUUUGCAGCAAUCAAAUCAGGUGAUGAGACGGUCCUGCAGAAGCUUUCCUCCUGCCGGCACGUUUUCUCGGAGGCAGACGGUGAUGGAUGGAUCCCUUUGCAUGCAGCUGCUAUGCAGAGCAACAAAACCAUUCUGGAGAUCACUUUUGCAGCCUCUCCUCAGGGGUCGGGGCAUUCCCGUACAAUCCAGGGGAAGACACCCCUCUUCUUGGCCGUGGAGAAAGGCCUACGGGCCAAUGCCACGUUCCUGCUGCAGAAUGGCUCGAACCCAGACUCACGGGACGAGGAAGAGGACUCGCCUCUAGUCGCAGCUAUUAAGAACAAUCAGUACGACAUGGCUUCGCUCCUGAUCCGCUUCAAUGCCAAUGUGAACCAGGAGGGGGCGCACCGCAGGAAGCCGCUCCAUGAGGCUGCCCGCCUUGGAGCCACCAACUUUGUGGAUCUGCUGCUGCAGUCCGGUGCUGACCCUGACCCACGCAGCGAAUAUGGACUCACGCCGCUCGCUUUGGCAGCCCAGUAUGGACACUAUGAGAUUGUUCAGACCCUUGUUCAGAAAGGUGCCGAUGUGGACUCCCAGGCCAUGGACUCAGCCACCAUCCUGUUUGAAGCCGCCGCCUCUGGGAAUCCCGACAUCAUCUCCCUGCUGCUCGAGUACGGCGCCGAUGCUAAUGUCCCCAAACACACAGGUCACCUGCCGAUCCACCGAGUGGCGCACCGUGGGCACCUCCUGGCCCUGGACCGUCUGAUCCCUGUUACCUCACGAGAGGCGGUGAAGGAAAGCGGGAUGAGUCCGCUGCACUCGGCGGCGGCUGGCGGGCACCCGCAGUGCCUGGAGAUGCUGCUCAAAGCGGGCUAUGAUGUCAACUUCAUGCUGCACCCACGUGUGCGGCGUAACUAUGACGAUGAGCGGCGCUCAGCCCUCUUCUUUGCUGUCUCCAACGACGACCUGCGCUCCACACGGCUGCUCCUGGAGGCUGGUGCCAUGCCCAACCAGGACCCUGUCAAGUGCCUGCAGGUGGCGUUGCGGCUUGGCAACUACGAGCUCAUCAACCUCCUGCUGCGUUAUGGCGCCAACGUCAAUUACUACUCACGCAUCAACGCCAUGCACUUUCCCUCCGCCCUGCAAUACGCCCUCAAGGACGAGGUCAUGCUCCGCAUGCUGCUCAACUAUGGCUACGAUGCCCAGCGCUGCUUCGACUGCCCCUAUGGCCAGGGCUCUCACGUGCCCCAUGAUUACGAGGGUUGGACCCCCUCGGUCAUUAAGGACACUAUGUUCUGUGAAGUCAUUACAGUCUUCUGGCUGAGGGACAUCUCCGGCCUCGUGGUGCGUAUCCUCUUGGACUAUGUCGACCAUGUCCAGUUCUGCUCUAAGCUGAAAGUUGCCCUCAUGGAACAGAAGCAAUGGCCGGACAUAUGCAGGAUUCAAGAAAACACACGCUGUCUCAAGCACCUGUGCCGUCUGAAGAUCCGGGACUGUCUGGGAAAGCUGCGGCUGAGGGCUCCCAUUUUCAUGAACUUCCUGCCUUUGCCCAAGAGCCUCAAGGACUAUAUCCAGUACCGGGAGUAUGACCUGUAUGGCCUGGGGACUCUGAAGGAUCCAAGGUGAUGAGGGAGCUUGCCUGAUUGCCCAAUCUGACUCCCCUGCAUGUCCAUGGGAAGGUGGGCUACACCCACUACCUUCACUGCUGCCAAUAUCAAACAUAGCUGAAGGUCGCUGAGGACACACCUAUCAAGGCUCAUCUCUUCAAAGCCUCCCAAACGCUUUAUGUUAGCAUUGGAAAUGAGAUUUGCAGUCUUGUAACAGUUAGAGAAUAUUUUUCACUUUAACGUAGGUGUAGCCAUGGGAUGUUGCUAUUCCUUCAAGGCAAAAUCCUAAGCUGCCAUUUUUGUUAUUACUGAUUUGCUUUAUUUAGAAAAGACAACUAACAUAUUCACUUUAACAUAAUACAUUAGGUGCAGGUGAUUUCAUAAAGAAAAAUAGCAUUGGAGGCUAAGGAUGACAAUAAAAGUUUCUUCCAAUAUUUUAACUCCAAAAGAGCUCUAAAAGCUGAAAUCACUCAUUUGCAGGAUAGUAAGGAUCUUAUAAUUGAAUUU
Molecule: messenger RNA, 2578 nt
Organism: Brienomyrus brachyistius
Lineage: Eukaryota; Metazoa; Chordata; Actinopteri; Osteoglossiformes; Mormyridae
Product: dynein axonemal heavy chain 12-like
Exons: 9
Coding region: 315-2090 (591 amino acids)
Biological process (GO): intracellular signal transduction
Cellular component (GO): cytoplasm
Molecular function (GO): protein binding
Source: RefSeq, a predicted model, not a curated record